GUGUAACUGGUACAAAAGAUACUGUACCUUACUCUAUUCUAGCACCCUGUACGGGCCUCUGCCCGCUUUUAGGGAGUUUCCGCCCGGAAUCCCAUCUUGACCCAAAACAACAAACCCACCCAAAGCAAUCAUCCCAUCUCGCAAGACUUCCCUUCAUUCCGUCACAUACAACUUCAAGUACAUACAAUUGCCCGGCAUCAUCUUCCGCGACCGACAUCGAUCAAUACGACUGCUACCCCGCGCUACUCGGCUCCAACCCCAACAAGCUCGACUCUCGACGUCACUCCCAGGUUUCUCUGCUGCUGAGUCAUUCGCCCAUUGACGCCCUUCCACCACUCCCGGCCUCGAUCAUCCACUACGGCAUCCGGGUGGCGAGUCCAAGAUCUUUUCUCGUCUCUUACAAAGCCGGCACCAUUCCUCCCCAAACUAGAAAGCGGAAGGCCGCUGAGGCGACGACGUCCCCCAUCUCGGACGAUACUCUCCCAAACAAGAGAACCCAACUCGCCUCAGCCGGCAAACAGCACCAGGGCCCCGAAGCCGCUCCCCCGACUCCCCUCACCACCACCACCUCGCACAACGGCAACGACGACAGCCAUAGCGACGCUGACCCCGCCGCCGACGACGCCAUGGACUCCGAAGACGAUUUCAUGUCCAACCUCUCCUCCGAGGAUGACAUGAUGCAGGAGGAUGACAGCGACAACGACAUGUCGAAUCCCGAGGACUUUGACUUUGACGACGAGCCCGAUCUGGAUACCGGAAACAAGGACUCCCAGCAGGCCAAGAAGCACAACUACCUCGAUAUCCCCUUCAAGGUGUUCCGCCCCGAAGACAUACAGAAACAGCAGGAUGGCCUGGUCGACGAGGUCAACAUGAUUCUCGACAUCUCCAAAGAAGAAGCGGCCAUUUUGCUACGGCACUUUCGGUGGAACCGGGAGCGUCUUAUCGAGGACUACAUGGACAAACCCCGUCAAGUUCUCGAUGCGGCCGGCCUCGCACAGACCGCCGCCGACAAGCCCCGGCUGCAGGUCAUCCCUGGUUUCAUGUGCGAUAUCUGCUGUGAAGACGGAGACGGCCUCGAGUCCUUCGCCAUCAAGUGCGGCCAUCGUUACUGUGUCGACUGCUACCGCCAGUAUCUAUCACAAAAGAUCCGCGAAGAAGGCGAGGCCGCCCGUAUCCAGUGUCCCGCCGACGGCUGCAAUCUCAUUAUCGAUGCCCGCUCGCUCGACAUCCUAGUCACGCCCGAGUUGACGGAACGAUAUCACGAGCUGCUCAUGCGCACGUACGUUGAGGACAAGGAAACUCUUAAAUGGUGCCCCUCGCCUGACUGCGCAAACGCCGUCGAGUGCGGUGUCAAGAAGAAAGACCUCACCAAGGUGGUGCCCACAGUGUCAUGUCUGUGCGGCCACCGCUUCUGCUUUGGCUGCAUCUACACCGACCACCAGCCCGCUCCCUGUGAGCUCGUGAAGAAGUGGCUCAAGAAAUGUGCAGACGACUCGGAAACGGCCAAUUGGAUAUCAGCUAACACCAAGGAAUGCCCAAAGUGCAACAGCACGAUCGAGAAGAAUGGUGGCUGCAACCACAUGACAUGCCGCAAGUGCAAAUACGAGUUUUGCUGGAUGUGUAUGGGGCUUUGGUCCGAACACGGCACGAGCUGGUACAACUGCAACCGCUUUGAGGAAAAGAGCGGCGCCGAAGCCCGCGACGCUCAGGCUAGGUCCCGAGUCUCCCUGGAGCGCUACCUCCACUACUACAACCGCUACCACAACCACGAGCAGUCAGCCCGGCUGGACAAGGAUCUGUAUGUCAAGACGGAGAAGAAGAUGGUGGAGCUCCAAAAGCAAUCGGGCAUGUCCUGGAUCGAAGUCCAGUACCUGCAAUCUGCAUCGCAGGCGUUGCAGACGUGCCGGCAAACGCUCAUGUGGACCUACGCCUUUGCAUUCUACUUGGCACGCAACAAUCUUACCGAGAUCUUCGAGAGCAAUCAAAAGGACUUGGAGAUGGCGGUAGAGAACCUGUCCGAGAUGUUUGAGAAGCCGGUCCAGGAUCUUGCCCAGCCCGGCCUCAAGGUGGACAUCAUGGACAAGACGUCGUACUGCAACAAGCGGCGCGUCAUUCUUCUGGAGGACACUGCUGAGAACCUUCAAAAAGGUAAAUGGACCUUCAACAUCGAUCUGGUCAGUGGUGCGCCUAUCGUGAAUCCCACGAGCACUCCUGCUACUACCUCUGGAAGCCGUCGCUAGGACGACCUCUUGGCGCAGCGUGCCCAUACUGUACGAGACGUGUUGGGAGUCGCGACGCGUGUGUUGAGACGCAGGCCUCAGGGAUGAUUUGGCCAACCCCUCGGACCAGGGAGAAAGACAGCAAUGGCGUUCUAUGGGCGUUUUUAUCCAUAUCAAAGACCGCCAAUAUCACCACAACCACCACAGCCGUCUUGAUUUGAGCCUACGCAUUUUUUAAUCGAAAGACGCAUUGGUGUAGCGGGUGUUUCUUGGCUUGAUUCAACGGCUUUACGGCAUUGCACAUGCAUACAUAUGCCGGAGUCUGUCGACGGGCGCAUAACGUCAAGGGCCUUUCAUGAUUGGGUUCGGCUUGAUUGUACCACAAGGGUGAAACGAUGGAAGAUAAGGAUGAGAAGACCACAGUGGGCAUGGAUGGACGGAUGGACGGAUGGAUUGGAAUGCGGCAGGAGUUUUACUCGGAUUCGGGACAUACAAUCAUAUACAUGUUUUCAAAGCGCAGCUUUUUCCUUCUCUGUCACAUAACAUUACAACGGGCGCUGGGAGAAUGGGUAGAUACACACGCGACAUUAGCAUAGCUACCUUUAAUCGUUUCAUAUACAUGUCCUCUAUUAGAUGAGAAUGUAUACCGCACUGGGUUUGAGUACGAGUGAUGAGAGCGGAAGA
This is a messenger RNA of Neurospora crassa OR74A, 2903 nucleotides long. RefSeq names its product RING-5. Gene Ontology annotation, cellular component: ubiquitin ligase complex; cytoplasm. Bases 627 to 2240 code for a protein of 537 amino acids. Gene Ontology annotation, molecular function: zinc ion binding; ubiquitin protein ligase activity; ubiquitin conjugating enzyme binding. The transcript is spliced from 3 exons. Lineage: Eukaryota; Fungi; Ascomycota; Sordariomycetes; Sordariales; Sordariaceae. The record is from RefSeq and is a predicted model, not a curated record. Gene Ontology annotation, biological process: positive regulation of proteasomal ubiquitin-dependent protein catabolic process; protein polyubiquitination; ubiquitin-dependent protein catabolic process.